AUGUCUCGUGACCGGGAUCCGAUAGUGGUCGGCCGCGUGGUCGGGGAUGUCCUGGACCCGUUCACCAGGACCGUUCAAAUCAGGGUGGUCUACAACAGCCGGGAAGUCUCCAACGGCUGCGAGUUCAAGCCGUCCGCCGUCGCCGGUCCGCCGCGCGUGGACGUCGGGGGAGGCGACAUGAGGGCUCUCUAUACACUCGUAAGUGAAGACCACCACGACGAGGCUUUCCUCCCUUCUGUGACGCCGUCUUUCUCACCUUCUCCCUCCUCUCUCCUUCUUUCUCUCCUCUUCCGAAGGUGAUGAUCGAUCCCGACGCCCCCAGCCCCAGCAACCCGACCUCCAGGGAGUACUUACAGUGGUGGGUUCUCCCCCAACCUCAAUCAACCCUCCACUGCCUCAUCUCUCUCUUCGCGCCAGUGAAUAACACCACCUGUUUUCUUCCUUCUUGCUGUUCUAGGUUGGUGACGGACAUCCCCGGGACGACUAACGCUACGUUCGGUGAGUUCUCCAGAUCUUUUCCCCUCCCCCUCGCCUCAUCUUUCUCCCCUCGGUCCUUGAAUUAGCUCACAGCACCCCCACCUACUGACAGAAAUUAUCGAAAACGUGACAGGCAACGAGGUUGUGGCCUACGAGAGCCCCCGUCCGACGGUCGGCAUCCAUCGCUUCGUGUUCGUUCUCUUCCGGCAGCUCGGCAGGCAGGCCGUGUACGCGCCGGGCUGGAGGCAGCAGUUCAACACCAGGGACUUCGCGGAGGUGUACGAUCUCGGGCCCCCGGUGGCCGCCCUGUACUUCAAUUGCCAGAGAGAGACUGGCUCGGGUGGGAGGAGGUUCAGAUAG
Molecule: messenger RNA, 837 nt
Organism: Spirodela intermedia
Lineage: Eukaryota; Viridiplantae; Streptophyta; Magnoliopsida; Alismatales; Araceae
Source: the annotation of a GenBank genome assembly